This is a messenger RNA of Archocentrus centrarchus (flier cichlid), 4762 nucleotides long. RefSeq names its product sema domain, immunoglobulin domain (Ig), short basic domain, secreted, (semaphorin) 3E (gene sema3e). Gene Ontology annotation, biological process: neural crest cell migration; semaphorin-plexin signaling pathway; negative chemotaxis. Bases 946 to 3336 code for a protein of 796 amino acids. The record is from RefSeq and is a predicted model, not a curated record. Gene Ontology annotation, cellular component: plasma membrane. Gene Ontology annotation, molecular function: semaphorin receptor binding; chemorepellent activity. NCBI's taxonomy places the organism in Eukaryota, Metazoa, Chordata, Actinopteri, Cichliformes, Cichlidae. The transcript is spliced from 17 exons.
CUAGAGGAAGGAGCAGGCAAUUUUCAGCCUUUCUAUCUGAUACACACUCAAACCCAUUUCCAACCACACACACACAGGCUUUUACUUAUACACACCACACUGUGGCAGGUGGCCUCUGCCCAGAUCAGUAGCUGUGGCAGAAACCAUCUCAAGUGACUGACAGAGGUUUCAUCUGAGGUUUGGAGCCUCCCUGACUGAGCGUGAGCAGAGUUAGGAGCAAAGAGCUUCACUUUCUUUCCUAGUGCAGAGAGACCGCACGUCAGGCACGAGGCUCUCCACUCCUCCCCUCUUCUACUCAUCCUUUGCUUGGGCUCUCGUCCAGAGAAUGACUGGCUCCAGUGGACCCAAGAGGAGGAACACAGACUGAAGCUUCAGCUCUGCCUUUCUGCCUGCCUGGUGGGACAGAUUUAUACACUGAGGUUUUACAAAUUAGCAGCUACACCUUUGUAUCAGAUCAGAUUUUUUUUCCCUCUUCUUUUCAUUCAUCAGAUCUGAAAGAGUGGGUCUAAGCUGUUCAUACAGAGAGACGAACAAACAGACGGACUGACAUAUGGACAGAGGACAGUGAGCACUGCGGCAUGAAUGUAGCAAGUGGACUUCUCUUCUCCCUGGUUACUAAGACCAAACAAGGAUAAUACCCAAAGCACUACCCUGUCCACAGAGGUAGUGGGUGGAUGCAGCUUUCAGUCGACUGCUAUAGGGGAAAGCAGAGACUGUAUAGAAGCUGCAGAGAUAGAUUUAGCUAAUUCACAUUGUGGUGAUCAUUAGAAAAUGGACUGCUACCUCCAAGGAAGCUCUUGCUGGAUUGGUAUAUCAAAGACUGCGUCUUAUUGAACACUGUUUGUGGAACGCUGCUGAGCAAACACCUGUGGGUCAUUUCUUUUGUCAUAGACUUUACUGGUCAUGCUGAGUGGACUUAAUGGCUUCUAACUAGGCAAAUGUAGAAUGUGUAUCUCAGUGAUGAUGGUAGAGCGCAUAAGGACUGUGUAUCGCUCGCUGAUGCUGCUGUAUAUUGCUCUUCUGGGCAUGACUCACACAGCACACAGCAUCUACCCAAGGAUACGGCUCUCCCACAAAGAGCUUUGGCAGCUGAACAGGACCUGGGUGUUCCAAGGACAUGGAGUGUCACUUCAACCCCAGACCAUGCUGCUGGAUGAGGGCCACGAGAGGCUUUAUAUUGGUGCCAAGAAUGCUCUGCUCUCUCUUAGCCUGGACCGGGUUAACACACACCAUGCAGAGAUCCAGUGGGCCAGUACAGAAUUUCAGGUGGAGGAAUGUCUGAUGAAAGGGAGGGAAAAGCCAGAAUGUGCAAACUACAUAAAGGUCUUACAGCAGUACAAUCAGACCCAUUUGUUAGCCUGUGGAACAGGAGCCUUCAACCCCAUCUGUGCCAUGGUCAGAGUGGGGCACACAUGGCAGGACAGGCUGUUCGCUCUUGAAGAAGAGAGUGUUACAAGUGGCAGAGGACGUACUCCAUAUGACCCUAACAGUCCCUGCACGUCUACACUAUCCGGAGGAGAGCUUUAUAUUGGCCUCUACACCGACUACUGGGAGAACGAUGGUGCUUUGUGUCGACUUAACAACCAGACCUUCACACGCACAGAAAGAAAUGACAGGCGGCAGCUAAAUGAUCCCAAAUUUGUUGGGUCAGCAGUUAUACCUGACAACGAUGACAGAGGUGAUGAUAAAGUUUACUUCUUCUUCACUGAGCGAGAGAUGGAUACGGAAGGUGUGACCAAGGCUGUCUACUCUCGUGUUGGACGAGUCUGUGCGAAUGACCAAGGAGGACAGAGGAUGCUCGUGAAUAGAUGGACCUCCUUCCUGAAAACUCGCCUGAUCUGCUCUGUGGCUGGACCAAAUGGCAUUGAUACACAUUUUGAUGAGCUUGAGGAUGUGUUUGUGCUCAACAACAAGGAUGAGAAAAACCCAGAAAUCUUUUGCCUCUUUAGCACAACAAGUGUGGUGUUUAAAGGUUAUGCAGUGUGUGUCUAUCACAUGGAUGACAUCAGAGCAGCCUUUAAUGGGCCUUUCGCCUUCAGAGAGAGACCUGAGCAUCAUUGGACACCUUAUGAGGACAGAGUCCCCUAUCCUCGACCUGGAUCUUGUGCCAGUAAAGUGAACGGUGGUGGCUUCUCCAGUUCGAAGGAGUUCCCUGAUGAGGUCCUGCGGUUUUUGCGUUCUCACCCAGUGAUGUAUCAGCCAGUCCUUCCGCAGCAUCACAGACCUGUCCUACUACAGACAGAGCCAGGCAGGAGAAAGCUGACCCAGAUUGCAGUUGACAGAGUCCAAGCCCAAGAUGGACACUACCACGUUCUUUACAUUGGCACAGAUGACUCAGUAGUGUUGAAAUUUAUCACCAUCUACAACAAAGACGCAGAUACUAUGGAGGAGGUGCUGCUGGAAGAGCUGGAAGUAUUCAAGGUAAAAACACCAGUAAGAGAGAUCAUAAUAUCACCUAAAAGGCAACAGCUAUAUGUUGGGUCAGAAGUGGGUGUGGCUCAGAUCAGACUGCAUCAGUGUGACCUCUAUGGUUCAGAAUGUGCUGACUGCUGCCUGGCUAGAGACCCCUACUGUGCCUGGGAUGGUGUCACCUGCUCCAGAUAUUACCCUGCUGGAGUCUACCCCAAGAGCAGACGAUUCAGGCGGCAGGAUGUGCGCCAUGGCAACGCUGUCCAGCUGUGCAAUGGGCUGCAAAUUGAUGAUGAAGAAUGGCAGAGAGCUAAGGAGCGGCUGGUGUACAGCGUGGAGAGCAAUAGCACAUUACUGGAAUGUGUCCCUCGAUCACUUCAAGCCAAGGUCCUUUGGUUCUUCCAGAAAGGAGAGGAGAAGCACGAGGUUCGAGGUGAUGAUCGAGUUGUCGUGACCUCACAUGGGCUGCUGUUCUUACGUGUAAGAAGCUCAGAUGCUGGUGUGUAUGUUUGCCAGACAGUGGAACAUGGAUAUGUGCACACAUUAUUACGUAUCACUCUACAUGUGCUCAGAGGGGAAAGGGUGGAGUCUGCAAUCCACAUGGCUAAUGAUGGAGCGGAGGCAAAAGCAGCAGCUCUGUGUCACUCCUCCAUGGGUCCUCCACCAGGCCCCAGCAUCAGCCCCAAAUCUCUGGUGCCAUCCUCAGUAUCAGGCUCCCAAUCCAGGCUGUGGUACAAGGAAUUCCUCCAGCUGAUUGGCUACGGGGAUGCUCAAAAAGUGGAAGAGUACUGUGAGAGAGUGUGGUGCUCUGAUAAGAAACGUAAAAAGACUAAAAGGAAGUAUGUUCCUGUAGCUGGUGAGAAGAGAGUGAAAGGGAAGGGAGUGGAGAACUCCCACAGAGCUCCUAGACACACCUUGGACACCUGAGGAGAACAGAGACUGACUGCACAUACAUACGCACACUUACACACAGUCUAAAGGUCAGACUCAUUCAAUGUUUGCACCAUGUAAAAGCGUUUCAAUUUGCUUUCAACAAAAGCAGUACAAGAAAUACAAACAAAAACAGACAAACAAAAAAAGGACAGUAGCAGGCUGUCUCGCUACAUUGUAGCUACAUUUAUUACUCAAUAAUUGGACUGUGUUGUUUCCCCUUGUGGUAUAAAAUUAUUUUUGGUGCAGAGAAACAUUACAAACUUAAGUGUCAGUGCAGAGAAGAUGACCUAGAAGCAAACGGACAACAGCGAUGUUGCCUCGGAUCUGAAGAGACAGGAUAAUAACAGUUCCCUUGGACUGACCCGGCUCAACCCAUCCCAACUGUCAAUCAAAUCACACACAGAGACUGCUUUACCUCUCAUUCAGUGGUAAAAUUUUUACAGCAACUACAGUACCCUGAGAGGGAACAACAAUAUUCAAGCCACCUGCCGUUGUACUUUAUUUGGUACCAUGGUAAUUUAUUUUCUUUGUUUUUUCUUUCAGUAGUGUAGCUGUUUAGAUGUCAUUAACUGGAGAUUAUGUUGUUUUUGUACACUGAAAAAUGAUUUGAGCAUUAUGAUACUGUUGGCUUGAGUGGACUGCAGCCAUGGCUUUGGGAUGUGUGGUUACAACAGCCACAGUGCAAGAUGUGUUGUAAUUAUAAUGCCGCUGUUAUGGAUAUUUGAGGCAUGUUUCUAUUACAAUUGCACCCUUGAUGAAAAUAAUUGCUGUCUAAUCACUUCUAAAACUUGUUACAUUAAAUGAAAAGUGAUCUUAGUAGUGGAUAUCAUUGUUACUAUGUGUCUACCUUUACAUCUACUAUUGUGAUCAAAUGUACCAACAGUAUUGUGUAUAUUGUAUGCUGUAUUUAUCUAAAGUUCAGGGUGGUCCUUAUGUGCAUUACUAUAACUGUUUACUGUUUUACUGUAACUGUAUUACAAAAAGGUAUCCUUCUCUGCUCGCUGAUCUGUUCACCUCCCUUUUCUAUCUUUCUAUUUCUCUUUUCCUUCGUUUAGUGCCGUGUUAUCCCUAUAAUCCCUUUUUAUUUCUCAGCAAUGAUAUUGUAGGUUACAAGCAACAACACCAACACCAACUUUCCAUCUGAAGAAAAAAAAUGUUGCAGUGAAGUACACUGUAGUUGUUGUGGUAAUCAUUCUGGAGGACCAUGUAGUUUUCUUCAUGUUCAUUAUUUAUUUCUUUUUUUUUUUUUCUUUGUUGUUUUCAUCUGUGUGGUAUAUGAUAAAAACGUCCAGUUGUUCUAUGUCAGGCUUUAUGGUUACUUAUCAUUCUCCUUGAGUAUUCUUCAUCUAAAACUCAGAAUAAGAUGUUGUGUUUGCUAUACCCCUUAUAAAUUCCUGUCAUUAAAAAAAGAUGGACCAUC